AUGCAGGGCUUCAACAUGGGACGAUACGUCCCGCCAGACCAAGAAGGAGUGACAACGGGAAACAAACUUGCGGGGAAGCACGCACUCGGCGCGCGCGCGCGUCACCUACACACAACCGGCGCAUUAGUCGUGCGCUUCGAGAUGCCCUUCGCAGUAUGGUGCGACAACUGCAAACCGCACCCUAUAAUCAUCGGCCAAGGUGUGCGCUUCAAUGCAGAGAAGAAAAAAGUCGGCAACUACUACUCGACACCAAUUUACACUUUCCGCAUGAAACACACCGUCUGCGGCGGAACUAUCGAAAUAAAGACCGACCCUAAAAACACGGCGUACGUUGUUACCGAAGGCGGGCGCAAGCGGGAUACUGGCGAAGACAAAGAGCUGCAGCCCGGCGAAAUUGCCAUCAAACCGUACGCGCGAGAGAUGGACCCCGCGGAGAAGGAUCCGUUUUCGAAGAUUGAGGGGAAGAUCGAGGACAAGAAUCGUGCGAAGACAGAAGCGACUCGCAUUCUUGAGCUUCAGGAACGACAAAAUCGUGAUUGGGAGGAUCCGUAUGAGAAGUCUAUGCGGUUGAGGAGGACUUUCCGGCAAGAGAGGAAGGGCCUUGAGAAGGCCGCGGCGAAGACCGAGGCCCUCAAGGAUAAAAUGAGUCUUGGGAUUGAGUUGUUGGAUGAGACUGAGGGGGAUCGGCAGAGAGCGCGCAUGGUGGAGUUUGGUGAGAACCCGGCUGAUGUUGGCUCGCAUGCUGCCCGCGUGACUCGCAUUCGGCCUAUGUUCGAGCAGCCAGCGGAAAAGCCUGCACAAAAGAUGGGGCCGGGAGAGAAUAAGUCUCGCUCUUCGAAGCGGCCUAGGAAGGAUGAUCUGGUUGCGACACGGAAAGCUACUCUCCGCCGCGAGCUGGCUGGGAACACUCGUGCUAUCAUUGAUCCGUUCUUGGCCGAAGAUGCAAGUAAUCCGAAUGCAUGGCAACCUAGUAUCAAAAAGAGAAAAACCGUCGCUUCAACCGUCCCUUCAUCAACUUCGUCCAUCCGUGAAACUCCCAGCCGCACAGAAUUUGAUGCCUCUGCCGUGACACCAGCACCAGCGCUGGUCAGCUACGCUUCCGACUCGGAGUGA
Penicillium coprophilum is the source of this 1113-nucleotide messenger RNA. Its product is annotated as Saf4/Yju2 family protein. The transcript is spliced from 3 exons. Bases 1 to 1113 code for a protein of 370 amino acids. Gene Ontology annotation, biological process: mRNA splicing, via spliceosome. Gene Ontology annotation, cellular component: post-mRNA release spliceosomal complex; U2-type spliceosomal complex. The record is from RefSeq and is a predicted model, not a curated record. NCBI's taxonomy places the organism in Eukaryota, Fungi, Ascomycota, Eurotiomycetes, Eurotiales, Aspergillaceae.